Scaptodrosophila lebanonensis is the source of this 575-nucleotide messenger RNA. RefSeq names its product NADH dehydrogenase [ubiquinone] 1 subunit C2 (gene ND-B14.5B). Bases 39 to 395 code for a protein of 118 amino acids. The transcript is spliced from 3 exons. Gene Ontology annotation, cellular component: mitochondrial inner membrane. NCBI's taxonomy places the organism in Eukaryota, Metazoa, Arthropoda, Insecta, Diptera, Drosophilidae. Gene Ontology annotation, biological process: mitochondrial electron transport, NADH to ubiquinone. The record is from RefSeq and is a predicted model, not a curated record.
UCUCGGAAAAUCGGACGUAAAUAUUACUUAAAAUUGAAAUGGAACCCUCGCCAGUUAAUGAUCCACUAGAAAUUUUAACAAAUAAAGGCACGAGAGCGUCUUCUUUUCUUUCGCCAAUAUGGAAUCCAAUGAUAUGCACAGUACUUGGUUUUGGCACAGCUAUCUUCGUGAACUGGGGCUUCCGUAGACCACCAUUCUCAGGAAUACAAAAGCAUCUAGCUUUUGCGGCCAUUGGUGGCGCUGCAGGAUUUUAUUUUGACCAAAAACGCAAUGAAUAUUUAGCCAAACGUGAUGCGGUACUAAGACACUAUGUUGAAUUGCAUCCUGAGGAUUUCCCAGUGAAGGACCGCAAGAAGUACGCUGAUGUUUUGGAAGUGUGGGCGCCUAUUCGUUAAGGUUAUGUGGACAUCUGUUUUAGUGGUAGCGGUCUCAAUGAGCCCUUUCAAAUGUUAACAUGGUAAUGUGCCCAUGUUAAUUUUUUUAAGUGCUUUACAAUUAAAUUGAGUCAAAUUCUUAUGAAUGUAGUACUACACUUGAAAUUAAAUGAGCAUUGAAUUAUUGAUAGUUGAAGCAGA